Molecule: messenger RNA, 1293 nt
Organism: Morus notabilis
Lineage: Eukaryota; Viridiplantae; Streptophyta; Magnoliopsida; Rosales; Moraceae
Exons: 5
Coding region: 73-1125 (350 amino acids)
Source: RefSeq, a predicted model, not a curated record
GCUACUUUGAAAAUCAUUUUGCUUCAGCAGAACAGCUAGCCGCCUAGCCCCAGAUUUUCCUUUGGAUCAAGGAUGUUCAUAAAGAGAAUUGCUCUAGUUCUUUUCAUUGUUUUGCUGUCAUGGGCGUACCAGGCAACGCGCCCUCCUCCUCCGAAACUAUGCGGGUCCCCAGGGGGACCUCCCAUUACUGCUCCAAGAGUAAAGCUUAGGGAUGGAAGGCACUUGGCCUACAAGGAAUAUGGUGUCCCAAGAGAAGAGGCCAAAUUCAAGAUCAUUUUUGUUCAUGGCUUUUCUUCCUGCAGACAUGAAGCGAUGGUUGCCACAGAACUCUCUCCGGAGGUUAUUGAAGAGCUAGGGAUUUAUGUAGUGGCAUUUGAUAGACCCGGCUAUGGAGAAACUGACCCGGAUCCUAACAGAACAGAGAAGAGUUUGGCUUUGGAUAUAGAAGAGCUUGCUGAUCAGUUGGGACUUGGAACCAAAUUCUAUGUAAUUGGUCAUUCCAUGGGUGGCCAGGUCAUAUGGAGUUGCCUUCGGUAUAUCCCCAACAGGCUUGCAGGAGCUGGCCUAAUCGCUCCUGUGACCAACUACUGGUGGCCAUCGUUCCCUGCUAACUUGUCCGUAAAGGCCUAUUACCAACAACCAGCACAGGAUCAAUGGGCACUCCGAGUUGCUCACUACUUACCGUGGCUAACCUACUGGUGGAAUACUCAGAAGCUGUUUCCUGCUAGCAGCGUCAUAGCUGGAAACCCUCAUAUAUUCUCUCCUAAAGAUUUGGAACUCAUCAAGAAACUGCUUUCAGUUUCGGAUCCUGAGAGGGAAAAAAUCAAGCAACUGGUCAAACAGCAAGGAGAAUUCGAGUCCUUCCAUCGAGACUUGAUGGUUGGAUUCGGCAAAUGGGCAUUCGAUCCAGCGGAUAUUAAGAACCCUUUUCAAAAUAAUGAAGGCACUGUCCAUCUAUGGCAGGGUGAUGAAGAUAGGCUUUCCCCGGUUAUUCUAAACCGCUUUAUUGCUAAUAAACUUCCAUGGAUUCGCUACCAUGAGUUACCAGGUGAGGGACACUUAUUUCCGUUGGUUGAGGGAAUGAGUGAAGCUAUGAUGAAGGAAUUCCUGAUUGGGGAGAAGUAGCCUGCUUUUGCUACAGAAAAAAAGUCUUCUUUUCUCGUUCUCCUUUUGAGUUUCAAAAUAAUGCAUUUGGUUUUAUGAAAGCAAAUUCUGAUAGGUUGUUGCAGUAAUAUACAAUCUUCAUUGAUACAUAAAUAAAAAAGGGCUAGUCUUUUUCGUUUUUGCUUGUUC